AUGAACGCCAGGAACAAUAUAUUUCAGAUUCUCCGGCAGGAGGAUAAGAUAAAGAGGAAGUCGAAGCAGCUGAAGGAGAGUCAGCAGAAGAAGGAGAAUGAGAAGAAGGACGCCAGCAGCUUUUCCUUCGAUAUCAGCAAGUACUCCUCCUGGGCAGACAUGGUAGACGAAUACGACGAGUUUUUCUACGAGGUGGAUAAGCUGAAUGACCAGGAGAAGAAUGGAGCAAAUGAAAACAAGGAAAAGAAAAAAAAAACGAAAAAAAAGAAAAAAGAGGACGAAUAUAGUGAUGACAGUAGUGAGGAAGACAAGGAGGAUACCGAGCAACCCGCACAGGACGACGGGGAUAAUGAAGAUAAGCUAAAGAAAAAGGAGAAGAAGAAAAAAAAAGAAAAGAAGAAAAAGGAAAAGAAAAAGCAGGAAGAACUGAACGACUCACUCAAGAGGGAGGAGCUGGGACUGGCUGCCCCUGGAGAUGUGGUUAACGAGGGGGCCAACGCGGUCGCCAAUGUGGUCGCCAACGGCGAUGCGGGCACGCCCCACCCCAAGGAGAAAACCCCAAUCGCAGUGAACGAAAAAUUAAAAAUGCUCCUCAGCAUGACGUCGAAGAAGAAAAAAAAAAGAGAAAAAAUCGACGAUAUCAUUGCCAUCGUGGAGAGAGAGGAAAAUAUAAAAAAAAAACAGCAGGACAAAAUCAAGCAGAAGGAGAAGCAGAAGUUAAAGUUGCUCCAGAAAUCGAUGCAGUGA
Molecule: messenger RNA, 747 nt
Organism: Plasmodium cynomolgi strain B
Lineage: Eukaryota; Apicomplexa; Aconoidasida; Haemosporida; Plasmodiidae
Exons: 4
Coding region: 1-747 (248 amino acids)
Source: RefSeq, a predicted model, not a curated record